GCAGUCGCGAACCGGCUCCCAAACGUGUCAGUACCCCCCCGAACUGCCCGGGGCAGGGUAGUGCGCUGUCAAAAACACGAUAGCUACCGAAAUCGUCUUGUAUCACAAAAAGUUAAAAUGGCAUUGUUAUGGAUUUGUUUGAUCAUCAACGCAUAUACUCAAGAUUUGGUGUUGGGAACAUGGCAAAUCAGUCCGAUGGAACCUCCUAAUUUUAUAGUAGAACCUCCGAGUUUAAUAUAUUUUUCCAACACUACUGGCACAUUGAUAAAUUGCCAAGGACAAGGAAACCCACAGCCUAAUAUUACCUGGCUACAUUACAACGACCGCAUAGUAACUGACAUCCCAAGACUCAGGGAAAUGCGGCCGAACGGCAACUUGUACUUCCCGCCGUUCCCCGAACAGUCGUAUAUGCCAGAAAUACACGCGGCGACUUACAAGUGUGCCCUGGAAAAUCCAGUGGGGAGAAUCGUCUCGCGGGAAUCCAGGAUUAAAGCCGUGAUGUCAAAAUCGUAUGAGCUAUCCGUCCAAAAUGCGUUUGCUCUUCAAGGAAACGUAGCUGCAUUUAAAUGUCAAUUACCAGAGUUAACUAGUGAACAUUUAAUAAAAACUUGGUUCAAAAUGGAAGAUUCUAGAAUGGAAGUUGGCCAAUCCACGCCAAUACAUCCAGGAGGACGUUACGUAAUCUCGUUAGAUGGUACUUUACUAAUUCACGAUGUAGUACCUGAAGAUACGUUUGAUAGAUAUUUCUGUCAAGUUGUCAACAAAUAUACGGGAGAUCAGCUGGUCAGUCAAUCGGCUAAAAUAGUAGUCAAGCAACCAACUGAGGAUAUACCACCGGUUAUUAAACACCAUACAGAACAUAUUCACGUCAAAGUUAAUCAAGAAGCCGAUUUGAUAUGUUCAGCUGAAGGAUUUCCUCCACCAACUUAUAGAUGGUUCCGUAAAAGCCAAGAUAGUUUACAAGAAAUAUCUAUGGAGUCACUGACUGUACAUCCCUAUCAAUCAUUGCUACAUAUCAUCAGAGUUCCGAUGAGCGAGUCUGCUAUUACUUACGAAUGCGUAGUUUCUAACAAACUCGGUCAAGAUAAACGUCAGAUAUCAUUAUCGGUUACCUUACCAUUUGCCGUCAGUGCAUAUCCAUUGAAGCAGGUAGUUGACUCUGGUUCAACUGCAAUUUUCAACUGUACCACUCAAGGUACAUCGAUACAGCCAUUGUUUUCGUGGCUUAAAGAUGGAUCCCCAAUACGAGGUUUUGGUAGACAUGAAAUAUCACAAAAAGGCAACCACUUAAUAAUACACAACGUUAUGAAAGAAGAUAAAGGGAUUUAUCAGUGUUUAGCUAGAGAUCCAGAAACCGAUGAAACAGCACAAUCCAGUGUUCUUCUAUCACUCGGUGCUGUUUCACCAGAAUUGAUGGAGACUUUCCAUGAACAAAUUGUUAGAAUAAAUGGUUUUCUAUCUCUCAGAUGUACAGCUUCUGGUAAUCCUCCACCUAGGAUCUAUUGGUAUCUUGACGGAGGACUCAUACUUCCUCAAGGAGAUUAUGUCUUUGGAAGUUAUAUGCAUGUAGAUGGGAAUGUUGUUAGCUAUUUAAAUGUAUCAGUGGCUGAUGUAUUACAUGGAGGUUUUUAUACAUGUUUGGCACGAAAUAUUCUAGGGUUGAAAUCGUAUUCUGCAAUGAUUAAGAUUUAUGGUGAUCCAAUUGCAAGACCGCCAUCAAAUCUCACGGUUCGUUCAGAAGACGACGCAUACCUGCAAUGUCCAGUUGCUGGUUAUCCGAUCAUUAGGACGGCUUGGCAAAAAGAUAUGAUAACAAUUCCAAAUAGUUCUCGACACACUUUGUUUGAUAAUGGAACUCUUUUCAUACGUUCUACACAAGACACCAUUGAUUCUGGAUUAUACGUGUGUACAAAAAUAAACGAUAGGGGACAAUCGGCAACGGGACAUCUAUAUUUAAGAAUAAUGAAACCACCAGUCGUAACACCAUUUCAAUUUACAAAAGAUCUACAAGAAAGUGAACGGGCCCAAGUGUCAUGUACAAUAAAAUCAGGAGAUCUUCCAAUGGAAUUUGUGUGGCGUAAAGAUAAUAGAAUAGUAUUAACAGAUAAUGAAAUUGAACUUCAAAAUUUCAAAUUUUCUAGUACUUUACUUUUUAGUAAUUUAAAACCUAAACACGCUGGAAUAUACACUUGUAUUGUAAGCAACUCGGUAGCUAGUAGUAACUAUUCAGCUUUCCUUAAUAUCAAAGUGCCUCCAAAAUGGAUUAUUGAACCUGAAGACACCGCUGUGUUAGAUAAUCAAUUAACAAUAAUCAAUUGUCAAUCAGAAGGAUACCCAGAACCAAGAAUAACAUGGACUAGAGUAUCUGAUAAUCAACUUUUACAAUCACUCAAUCAUUUUUCCGAGUCAUCAAUAUCAGUAUUAGGCAAUGGUUCUUUAGCUAUUCGUCUUACAGCUAAUUCAAAUGAAGAUAAUUAUACCUGUACAGCCAAUAACGGAAUAGGGAACCAAUUAACAAAAACGGUGUCUUUAAAAGUUCACAUACCAGCUCAUUUCAAAGAAAAAUCUAUUAAUAAAAGUGGUGUGGUGGGAAGCAGAGUAGUGUUGACAUGUCAGGCAGAAGGUUCGAAACCAUUAAAUAUUGAAUGGAGUCCCUCAGUGGAAAAUAUCAAUACUAGAAAUACGAACAAAGGGAUAAUAUCAGAACUUUAUUUAAAUUCUUUACAUAGUAGCCAGACGGGAAUAUAUACAUGUAUGGCAACUAACUCAUAUGGUUAUGAUCAUAUGACGAUAAAUUUAGUCGUUAGAGAACCACCAGAAUCACCAAAGCGGUUAGAUGUGGUGGACGCGGGUACUAGAUGGCUGGAAUUUCGUUGGGAUUCGGUAAAAGCGCACGUGACUCAUUAUGUACUUCAAAUGUGCAUUAAUAUUUGUUCAGAUUGGUCAAAUUACACUAUUGGUGGAAGUUUAUCAUACACUAAAAUAUCUUAUUUAAAACCAGCUACACAGUACACAACAAGAGUUAUAGCUGUCAAUGAUUUCGGUUCGAGCAAUCCAAGCCCUAAUAAUACCGUCACCACUCUAGAAGAUGAACCUAGCGCACCUCCAAAUAAUGUGGAAGCCAUUGAUAUUGAUACAACUCAAGUGACAAUUCGAUGGAAACCUCCAGAUAAAGACACGUGGAAUGGCCAAAUAACUUGCUAUAAAGUAUCAUAUGCAGAUGUAAAUGAAAUAACAGAAGUAUUCACAAAGACAACCCUUGGCUAUGAACGAUGUGAAAUUCGAAUCACCAACCUUAAGCCAUUUACGACUUACAGAAUUGCAGUGAAAGCUUUCAACAGCGUUGGACACGGGCCAGAUUCGGAUUUUAUACGUAUCACGACCAACGAAGGAGUGCCAGAAGAACCCCCACAAAACGUUCAGUGUUCGCCGUUGACAGCAGAGUCGUUGCGGAUGAGUUGGGAUCCACCGCCCAUACAAAGUCAUCAUGGCACUAUAUUAGGAUACAAAAUACACUACAAAAAAGUGAAUCCAAAAUCAGGGUCAUUUGUCUUAAAUGAAGUGAAAAAAACGACAAAUUUGGAAACGAACCUGCACGCUCUAGACAAGUACACAAACUAUAGCGUAAGGGUAUUGGCGUACACCAAAGUAGGCGAAGGAGUACAAUCAAAUCCUGUUUAUUGUUUAACCGAACAAGACGUUCCCGGGCCUCCAGAUAACGUGAAAGCACUGACGGUGACGUCAAGUAGCAUUCUUGUGUCUUGGAUUCAACCGAAACGGCCGAACGGCAUAAUUAUCAAAUACACCGUAUACGUAAAACAUAAUAAAAUCGUUGAAAAGGAAAUUGUGUUUGGCGACAAAAGUACGAAGAUAGAGGUGAGGCGGCUUAAGGAAUUUCAACGUUACGAGUUUUGGGUAACCGCUUCGACCGUGGUCGGCGAAGGGCAACCGAGUUUUCGGGUGAACCAGAGCCCGAACUCCAGAGCACCAGCCAGAGUGGCGUCGUUCGGCGAACACGUGAAUACCGUCGUGGGGUCCAAGUGCACGAUCGAGUGUUACAAGGUAGGCAUGCCGACUCCCGUCAUCGUAUGGAAGACGCCCGAUGGUAUCGAUACCAAGAUGCUGUCCGACGGUAGCUUAUCAGUGGGCCCAGUGAACGACAAAACCUACUCGGGCAACUACACGUGCCACGUGGAGAACAUAUUCGGCAGAGACCAGAUAUCGUACACGCUCAACGUACUCUACCCUCCGUCGCCGCCUGAGUUCAGCGUGGACCCAGUUUCGACCAGCGCCAUUCGGGUUCAGUGGAAGCCGGUCAAACAGCCGGACGCAGUGACUACAGCCUACGUGCUCAACUACCACACUGGCAACGAACAGCAGCAAACCGUGGACGUAGACUCUGACCGGUUCACGUACACGGUAGACCGUUUAAAAUGCGGUACCAAAUACGCGGUGACCAUGCAAACCGUAAACACGGUCGGCAUAAGCAACGUAGGUCGCGUUGUAGAAGUGUUUACGAAAGGCGGAGUGCCCAAAGAACCUGACAAGGACACCGUGCUGUCCGUGAACUCGACCAGCGUCACAUUCAUGUUCGAUUCGUGGCCGACGCAAAUGUGCAGUAUACACUCGUUCACGUAUCAGUACGCGGCCAACGGUCGUGGCGGCGGAUGGAUCAAGUUUCCCAGACAACAGUUGAUCGGUGGCGACACGUUUACGGUUGGCAAACUGCAACCAGCUACCGUCUAUACGAUCCGGAUGGUCGUGCACACCGAAGCCGGUGACACGUCGUGGGAACAUCGGUUUGCCACCCGCACUAAGUCCGGAGGAGUAGUGUUGUUGGAUGUGUACAGUAACGAUGGUGGCGUCAUCGACGACGAUGACAAUUUGAGCAUACCGAAUUUUGCGCAGAUGCAUAAAUACGUACCGGCAGCCUCCGCACUCGUUUGCAUCGUUUCAUUUUGCAUAUGCAUAUGUGUCGUAAUUCAAAGAAGGAAAAAAGACGGGGCGCAGUACUCCCGACGGAGGAGGUCGAGCAGUUCAGCCGAAAGGAAAUGCAGUUACGAGGUUGACAAACAAGUCGAAUACACGACGUCUACACUUCAGAGAAGUAAAAGGGACGAUUCGGCGGACAAGAUGUCCAUGGGUGGCGGUGGCAAGAACAUCGACUACGACGUGUGUCCGUACGCAACAUUUAGUGUGAUGCAAACGACACCGUCCGGCAGCCGGACGCCCACGCACCACAGGGCCCUGAGCCAGACUGAUUGUUACGAAACGCCCGACCACGUCGUACACGGUCUGCCGAUCGACAAGUCCUACGAAAUUUCGUACAUAUCAAAUCAACAGACUCUUCCUCUGACAGCCGCCAAGUCGUCAGCGUCGAGAAAAGCCAUGACCCCUGUUCAUUUCUUAACAGACAUGGACGACGAACAGUGUCGCAAAAUCAUAGCGUCCAACACAGUCAGAAAACAGAGCUCAGAAUCAAGAGGAGUACGAAGACACUACAAUUAAGAUAAUAUUAAAGACAAGAAAAUGUUGGAAGAAUAAAGUACGAAAAUAUAAAUCUGUUGGACCAUCAUAGAUUUCUUUUAUCAUUAAACAUGUUUUAUACAUAAGAUAUAUAUUAUAAUAAAUUAUGUUUCUUUUCAU
Molecule: messenger RNA, 5646 nt
Organism: Rhopalosiphum maidis (corn leaf aphid)
Lineage: Eukaryota; Metazoa; Arthropoda; Insecta; Hemiptera; Aphididae
Product: Down syndrome cell adhesion molecule-like protein Dscam2
Exons: 28
Coding region: 118-5508 (1796 amino acids)
Biological process (GO): axon guidance; cell-cell adhesion
Cellular component (GO): axon; plasma membrane
Molecular function (GO): protein binding
Source: RefSeq, a predicted model, not a curated record